Messenger RNA from Lineus longissimus, 3220 nucleotides. RefSeq names its product achaete-scute homolog 1-like. Gene Ontology annotation, molecular function: RNA polymerase II transcription regulatory region sequence-specific DNA binding; DNA-binding transcription factor activity, RNA polymerase II-specific; protein dimerization activity. The transcript has 2 exons. Gene Ontology annotation, biological process: developmental process; regulation of transcription by RNA polymerase II. Bases 162 to 908 code for a protein of 248 amino acids. NCBI's taxonomy places the organism in Eukaryota, Metazoa, Nemertea, Pilidiophora, Heteronemertea, Lineidae. The record is from RefSeq and is a predicted model, not a curated record.
GGUCCUCUCUCGGACAAAAGGGUGUUAUUCUAUAUGCGGUAACUUGGAUAAUAGCUCCUCCGAACAGCUGAACACAAGGUGUUUUGGCAACGAGAAAAGUGUACCGUACGAACAACGGGAAAUAUUCUGCGCUGGACUAGUACCCACGGAAUCUAAAUGUCAUGGCGUACAGCAUGACGGCGGCUACCAGCACCGUGAAGACGCAGGAUAUGCUAAGUCUGGCGCUGACGCACAUUACUGAUAAUGCUUUUUCCUUUGACAGAUCCGCUCAUCUGACACCACACAUCUUCGUCACUACGGACGCCAGUGACAUUGGGUGUAGCGGCGCAGGCAGCACCGGGUCCACACCCGUAGCAACGCCAUCACCUCAUCAGAAACCUGUCAAAAAGAUCCGCAGCGGUCAAACGGAGUUAUUACGAUGUAAACGAAGACUGGACUUUAAUCAAAACGAAAACUCGAGUCUGAAUCUGAAUCUGAACUUUGGCGGUGUUGGGAAGUCGCAGCCGCCUGCGACAGUGGCGCGGCGGAAUGAGCGCGAGAGAAACCGCGUGCGAUUAAUAAACAUGACGUUUGCGACACUCCGGCAGCAUCUGCCCGGGAUGAAAUCAAGUGGGCAGCAGAAAAACAAGAAGAUGAGCAAGGUGGACACUUUAAAAUCUGCUAUUGACUAUAUUAAACAGCUUCAGCAGAUGUUAGAUGAGAAUGAUGCUGUGAAUGCAGCGUUUGGUAACAGUAUCAUCACGAACGCCACGUUGUCUCCGCUCUAUGCCUCUGCUAUGUCAUCGUCAUCGGCGCUGUCGCCUGGCGCCUCCUCCGCUACAUCACAUGAUUCAGGGUCAGCUUCUGAGACGGAGAUCUUCCAUCCGGAAGACGAAGAUCUCUUAGACUUCGCAAGUUGGUUUCAGUGAAAUCGGUCCAUCACAAGCGUUGCCAUGGAAGCGACACCCAGCAUCACCUGCCUUUUCUGGUCGCAAAUAUUCAUCAUGGAUGCUGUUGCCGUGGAAACGAAACUUGAGAAUCCAUCGAGGAGACAUAAACAUUGUGCGAGGUUGGCCGGAUUAAAUCAUUUGUGACAAUUUGAAUUCAUGAUUGAAUCAGGUGAUAAACACCACGAGUGCACCUGAUAUAGUAUAUCUUAGCCUCGAUUUACUAGCAAGGGGGGGCACGGUUAUAGACGGCAAGUUGACGCAACUGGUUGAAUUGUGUUAAGAUUUAAGUGUUCGAUGUAAAUAUGAAAGAAAUGAAAAGUAUUCUGUGAAUAACUGCUUUUAGAUGAAAACUAUAUUAUCAUGUGCGUUAUUUAAAUGUAGCUGCUUAAGAGAGGCUUAAUCAAAUAUUUUUAUACGAUAUUAGGCCGUUUCUGAUUUGAAUUACUGGGAUAAAGCUUUAACCGACUCGUCGGACUGUAUAUACAUGUAGGCGCUUGUUUAUUUUGUGUGUUACCAUAAUUUAAUUAGCUUGAUAACUAGUUGUAAUUAAUCUGACCUUCUUUGCCAUACGUAACAGUCGUGUUGAUUGGGAGUUUUUGCACAGUUCCCGAAACGCCCGAACGAACGCCUACCCGAUUGUUUUACGUGGAGAUCAGGACGACUAACAAUGGCAAAGACGCUCGCGUUGGCGUUUCGGCGACUUAGCAAAAACUUACUUCACGGAUGUAUAGCACCAUAUCCGUGCUUAUAUGUGUAACCUGUUCUUGUACUUGCAUACUUCGUCAUUAACAGUACUCCUAAUGGAGUUCCAAAGAUCUAUACCCGUCGAGCAAAAUGUUAACAUCUGAAAAUGACAAUGAAAAUUCUGAUACAGUGGAACCCGAGUAACACGACCACUCAUGGACCGAGGUGGAAUGGUGGCGUUACCGGGGUAAUAGCGGGUUGGUCGCGUUGCCGGGCUGGUCGCCGACCGGGGUUCCACUGUUCUUUAUUUUCCCGACUUACGAGUACUCGUACACGUAUAGGUGCACGCACACGUAUGGUUUCUUAACCUCGCUACUGCUUCUUGAUCUGCUGCUGCUGCUCCUGCUGAUAUUACUGUUUGGUUAUUCAUAUAUUUAAUGCUUGUUUGCUAAGGCUAAAAUUAUUUAUUAUCCAUUUGUUGUUUGCUUAUGAUUUUAUUUUCAAGUGAGAAAUUAAUUGUUCCGCUUUGAUAAAAAUUGCACGUGGAAUGUUAAAACUUUACACAACAGCUCGGUAAAACUCGGCAUGUGUCGAUAUUUUAAACAACAUUGUUGAAAAAGACAUGAAAAUCUUCAAGUCAGUUUAAAAUUUUGAAUUUUGAGCAAAAGAUCUUGGCCUUACAGAGAUGCUGUCCGGUUUCGCUUUUGUAAUGUGUUAUUACAUAACUGCUGCAAGGUACAUAGCUUUAAUUCUGCUAACUGCUGUAUUUUGGUGAUCUUCGGUACUGUAUUAAAUGAUUAUCCGGUUCUGUGUGUGUAGGCUAUGUUGAUAAUCUGGGAAUUCCUCUGGAUAAAACGCAACGAUAGUAAUAAUCUAUGAGCAUUUCGCCUGAACCAGACAUUUCAUAAAUUUUCAUCUAAAAACCUCCCCUUCCGUUUUUGACCAUUGCGCCUUAUUCGAAGGAAUCUCCAGUAUUUGUGUGUUAGAUUAGAAGAACACAUCACAUUUUUAUACCUAUGACAUCUUUAUUUAAUUGUUAUGAGACUAUAAAUCUCAAACAUACCGGUUUCAAUGUCGAACAUCGAACAAUGUUUUAUUUGUUUCAGAUCAUGUUUCACAGCCUUCUCCUUCUCCAUACAGGUUUCCCUCUCUUUACUCCUCUUAACCCACCUUUUAAUACGAUAAUUACCAUUGCAGUUUUAAGUAUCGAGUAAAGUACUGUUACGUGUAUAUAAACAGUAGUGUACACAAUUUACUUCAGGAGGGAACUUAGGCCUCAUAAGCCAGUCAGGGGUUGGGGCAAAAGUCGCCUCCCAGCCAGCUUUUAGUCAGAGUAGAUACCAUGAUUGUACAUGUAUACACCAUGGCCCGUAGAAUAGGCCUUUCAGCAGUAUUGGUUUUCUUUGCGCGCUGAAUGAUCGAUGGACUGAUCCGUCUUCUAAGAAUUGGCAACAGAAUCGAAAUGAAGAGGCCUACGAGUAUGAUGUAGUUUACCCGGCAAAUGCCAUAUUUAUUAUAAACCAGCUUCCUUUAUUCUAUUGAGUGCAUUUCGUAAUUUAUUGUACGCCAUAUGAUAUUUUGUCGAAUAAAAGAUUAUUGUUUGUAAA